UGCAUUUUGUAUGCAGAACAGCCGCUGCCCAAGCUCACUUCCUCUCAUAAAAGGCGCUUACUUGAAUUUUAGUGUAUUUUAAAUUUGUUCCACUCAAUAUGCUUCCCUAUGAUAUAACCGUUUCAAAUUCUUUAAUUCUUAAACCAUUGCCGUUCCCUGUUCUUACCCAUUCUGGUUUUGAUGUCCGCAGUCAUCAUAUAAGGACACACAAUCAAUAAAACCAUAGGGAGUAGAAAGCAUGUCGACAAUGUCAGGUGCUCCAGCCAUAAAAACAUUUACAUUGUCCAAAGAAAGCGAGCUGAGGAUUGAAGUGAGUUUGGAUGCACCCCUGCGCCUACAGCUUACCUCUGGCACAGCUGAAAUAUUCGGCACUGAGCUUCCCCCUCAGUAUUGGGUCACUUUUCCUCCUACCCACAAAUUUGCGAUUUUUACAUGGAAUGGUGCCACUGUGGAAAUAGAUGGUACUGCAGAAGUGUCAUAUGUUGCAGAUGAGACACCUAUGGUGAGCUAUGUUAACGUGCAUGCUGUGCUGGACCGUCGUAGAGCUCGGGCUAAAGAACAAUUGAUGUCUAGUUCUUCAGACUCACAGGGACCAAGAGUUAUUGUUGUUGGGCCCACUGAUUCUGGAAAAAGUUCUUUGUCAAAGAUGUUACUUAGCUGGGCGGCAAGGUUGAGCUGGAAACCAACAUUUGUGGAUCUUGACAUUGGGCAAGGAUCAAUAUCCAUUCCUGGAACCAUUUCUGCGACUCCCAUUGAAAUGCCAAUUGAUCCAGUUGAAGGAAUACCUCUAGAGAUGCCUAUUGUCUACUUUUAUGGGCACAAUCAACCAGGCGUGAACCCAGGUUUAUACAAAUUACUGGUGAAGGAACUUGCUAGAACUUUGGAUUUGCGGUUUGCUGCCAAUGCAGAUGCUAGAGCAGCAGGUAUGGUGAUCAAUACAAUGGGCUGGGUGGAAGGCCUUGGUUAUGAGUUGAUUCUACAUGCUAUUGAUACGCUCAGGGCAGAUGUGGUGCUGGUUAUUGGACAGGAAAAACUUUAUAGCAUGCUGAAAGAUAUGCUGAAUGGAAAACCCAAUAUAGACAUUGUCAAGCUCCACAAAUCAGGGGGAGUAGUUUCAAGGAGUCCUAAGUAUCGCAGUCGAAUGCGGGAGUUCAGGACACGGGAGUACUUCUAUGGCCCCAGUAAUGACUUGUCCCCUCAUUCCAGUGUUGCAAGUUUCAGUGAUUUACAUAUAUAUCGAAUUGGUGGAGGUCCUCAAGCACCACGUUCUGCCCUUCCAAUUGGUGCAGAACCAUCAGCAGAUCCUAACCGUGUUGUUCAGAUCACAAUAAACAGUGAUCUUCUGCAUGUUGUACUUGCUGUUUCUUAUGCCAAGGAGCCUGAUCAGCUACUCAGUAGCAAUGUUGCUGGAUUUAUCCAUAUAACAGAUGUUGAUGUACAGAGAAUGAAGAUUACUUAUGUUGCUCCUUGUCCUGGGGAGCUUCCUAGUAGGCUACUUUUGGCAGGGUCUCUGACUUGGAUGGAUGAAGCUGCUUAUCGUGCUGGAUCAUAGUUUGUCUGGAUUAAAAUUUGGCAUCAUAUCCUUUUCAAGGGGCAGUAUCUCCAAAUUUGUCUUCAAACAUGGUGUGCGCAAGCCAGCCUCAUUUGAUUUUCCAUUUCUGAGAUGCACAAUAUUUGGUGGAUCUCAAUUUUAGAGGAAAAUGUUUUGGCCAAGGGUAUGCUAAAAAUGACCUAAAAAAUGAGUUCUGCUUGUACAACUAUAACAUCAUUAAAAGGUUCACCAGUCGUUCUAUUGAGGCUGAGCUAAAUAUCAAUAUUUGUAAUUUACAACUGGCCUGGGAUGAUUUUGAGGACCAAAGAGCUUCCGAUUCAGUCUGAUGGCUAAAUGUUAGCAAUACACUUUCUAAUGAUCUUUGGUGUAACAUAUGGCUGUUGUUGAAGAUGAAAAGAGCAUUGAGCUUGAUUAGGUGUGUUAUUUAGAUUUUUUAUGGUAAUUCAAUAGAUAACUCAUUAAUUACUGGCAUAUAUAUAUAUAAUACAUUAAUAUUUCAGUGUUUUAGAUCAAA
Cryptomeria japonica (Japanese cedar) is the source of this 2066-nucleotide messenger RNA. Its product is annotated as protein CLP1 homolog. Gene Ontology annotation, cellular component: mRNA cleavage factor complex; nucleus. NCBI's taxonomy places the organism in Eukaryota, Viridiplantae, Streptophyta, Pinopsida, Cupressales, Cupressaceae. The transcript has 10 exons. The coding region runs from base 239 to 1552 and encodes 437 amino acids. The record is from RefSeq and is a predicted model, not a curated record. Gene Ontology annotation, biological process: tRNA splicing, via endonucleolytic cleavage and ligation. Gene Ontology annotation, molecular function: polynucleotide 5'-hydroxyl-kinase activity.